Messenger RNA from Mycotypha africana, 2470 nucleotides. Its product is annotated as SDA1-domain-containing protein. The record is from RefSeq and is a predicted model, not a curated record. Gene Ontology annotation, biological process: ribosomal large subunit export from nucleus; ribosomal large subunit biogenesis. NCBI's taxonomy places the organism in Eukaryota, Fungi, Mucoromycota, Mucoromycetes, Mucorales, Mycotyphaceae. Bases 52 to 2304 code for a protein of 750 amino acids. The transcript is spliced from 2 exons. Gene Ontology annotation, cellular component: nucleolus.
AAGCUUUCUAGUAAAUCAGAUCUAUAACCAAAAAAUUAAGAUCUGAAUAGAAUGGGAAAACGCAACAGAGCCGCUUUUUUGCCCACUCACUUGCCUCAGUUACAAAACUUGAUCAAGCGUGAUCCCAAGUCUUAUGAAGCAGAGUUUUUGCAGCAGUGGCGACACUUCCAGUCCACCUUAUCCAUUUUCUGCUUAAAGCCUGAUGAAGAGUCGAAAGAAUUAUGUGAAUUGGUGACGUUCAUGAGCCAAGUCACGCAAUGUUAUCCUGAAAUCACCAAAGACUUUCCUCAACAAUUAGUCGACUUACUAAAGGAGCACUGCUUAGUCCUCCACGUUGAUGUGAGGAAGAGUUUUGUUCAGGCCCUUAUUUUGCUCCGUAACAAAGGGAUUGUGGAUAAUACCCUUCUUUUACCGCUCUUCUUUACCCUUUUCAAAUGUAAAGAUAAAAUUCUGCGAGAACUAUUGUACAGUCAUAUUGUCAACGAUAUCAAGAAUUCCAAUGCUAAAGCCAAAAAUAACAAACUCAACAAGACAUUACAGUCGUUCAUGUUCACCAUGUUAGAGUCAGCAGUAAACGGUAAUAGUGAAGAAAAUGCAAUUGCUGCCAAGAAGAGUGUGGAUGUUUGUAUCGAUUUAUACCAUAAAAAUGUUUGGAAUGAUGCAAAGACAGUGAAUAUCAUUGCAGAAGCAUGCUUCUCACCCAUCGCGAAGAUUUCAGUAACAGCCGUCAAAUUUUUCUUAAACAGUAAUGAACAGCAGGAGGAAGAAGAGGAGGAUGAAGAUGUACCUGAUUUAAAAAAAAUGCAAAUGGCCAAUCAACACAGUAAGAAAACAAAAGCUAAAGACCGUAAACUUGAGGCAGCCAAGAAAAAGUUGAAGCGAAAGUCAAAGAGCAAAGAUAAGGCCGAGUCUUUCAAUUUCUCUGCACUACAUCUUAUCAACGACCCUCAAGGUUUUGCUGAGAAAUUAUAUUCUAAAUUGACGACCAAAGAAGAUCGAUGGGAAGUGCGUUUGAUGAAGAUGAAUUUGGUUUCUCGUAUUAUUGGUAUUCAUCAACUCACGAUCUUGGGUUUCUACCCUCUUUUAAUUAAAUACCUUCAACCCUCACAACGUGAUGUCACUAUUGUGUUGGUGUGUGCUGCUCAAGCUUCUCACUCUCUAGUACCACCAGAUGCCUUAGAGCCUGUUGUGAAAGCGAUUGCGAAUAAUUUUGUUACUGACCGUGUCGCCAAUGAAGUUAUCGCAGUCGGUAUCAAUGGCGUACGUGAAAUCUGUACACGUCAACCUUUGGCGAUCGAUGCCACGUUAUUACAAGAUCUAGCUCAGUAUAAAACACAUCGUGAUAAGGGUGUAUUGAUGGCAGCACGUUCUUUGAUUGCCCUCUUCCGUGAACUUAAUCCUGAAAUGUUGGCUCGUAAGGAUCGUGGCAAGACGGCGUCCAUAAAAUUGAAAGAUGGGUCUAUUCGUACUGUUCAGUUCGGUGAAACUUCAGAUAAUAUGGAUGGUCUUCAAGGUUUAGAAUUGUUAGAGCAAGCUGAAAAGGAGGAUGAAGAUUGGGGAGAAUGGGAAGUCGACGAUUCCAGCGACGAAAGUGAUGAAGAAGGUGGUUGGGUCGAUGUGCCUAUUGAUAACGAUGAUUACGUCAAUAUCAAUUCAGAUGACGAAGAACAAAAGGACGGUACUGAUAAGGCAGAAGAGGACGAACAAAAGAAAAAGAGAUACCAGUACAAGGUGGGGCCCAAUGGUGAAAUCAAAACACGUCGUAUUGGUAAACGUCAAUUGAAGAAAAUGAUGGAAGCCGAAGAGCAAACAGAAUUGACAGAGGAACAGCGUCAAAAGUUAGCAGAAGCCAUUCAAAAACGUAAAGAAGAAGAAGAGCAGAAGCGCCAAGCCGCCCUCAAAUUGGCUACUACUCGUAUUCUGACACCAGCUGAUUUUGCACGACUGAAUGAACUCAAGGAGAGUAAAGAAUUGGAGUAUGUAGCGGGUAAAAAGCGCGGUGCUACUGAUUUAGACGAAGGCGUAGAUGAAGCCACUAUCUUGGGUCCUCGAAAGAAGGCUAAACAAGAUUAUGAACAGAGAAUGGCUUCCAUUCAAGAAGGUCGUGAAGGACGUGAGAAGUUCGGCUCUCGUAAGGGUAAGAAGGAGAGAGGCAGUACUACCAAUCGUGAAAAGGCAAGAAAUAAGAACUUUAUGAUGAUUGCCCAUAAGCAGUCCGUCCUUUUCAAAUCCAAGCGAAGCUUAUUUGAGAAGCAAAAAUCACUGAGAGCCGCUAUUGAUAAGCAGAAGCGCUUGAAGCAUUAGGUAUAAUGAUACCAAACAAAUAUGCGUUUUUUUUAGAACAAAAAAAUAGUACCCUUUUAUUUGUCUAUAUUUGUAAACCUGUUAUUAUUGUUUUCCUUUUUAUGUAAUAUUAAUAAAUAUAUCUGCAUUCUUUUUGUACAUAGAGAUUUAUACAUGAAAGUUUUCC